This is a messenger RNA of Capronia epimyces CBS 606.96, 3240 nucleotides long. RefSeq lists its product as uncharacterized. The coding region runs from base 1 to 3240 and encodes 1079 amino acids. The transcript has 3 exons. The record is from RefSeq and is a predicted model, not a curated record. Lineage: Eukaryota; Fungi; Ascomycota; Eurotiomycetes; Chaetothyriales; Herpotrichiellaceae.
AUGGAUCCAUUUACAGCCCUGGGCGUUGCCGCCAAUGUCGCGCAGUUUGUCGACUUUGGCAUCAGGCUGAUGAAGUCCGCGAACGACAUACGCCACGGCAGUCGGACCAAUACGGGUCUCUUCGAGAUCAGACAGCACAUGGACGAUUUGUCGAUGAUCUAUUCGAAUCUAAAGUCGCAGCUCGGCGGACUCCAGGAUGACCCUACCUUACAAACCUCCGACCAGGCUCUACUCAACCUGGCCUCGGCAUGCAAGAAAGAUGCUGAGGCAUUGCUGUCUUCCUUCGCACCGAUCCUUCCUGACCUGAACACGGCUAUAGCAGCAUCACAAACAGGUAUCGUCAAGAAGAAGAUGCUGUCGGCUGCAAGGCCACACCGGAACGAAGCAGAGAGGCUGUUCACCAGCUUCUGUAUGGCUUUUAUGCUCCUCUGGAAGAGAAAAGAGAUUGCAGAAGUCAUUGAGCGUCUGGAUCGGUACCGGGCCCAGCUCAAUUUACGGACUGUCACCGUACUCAACCAGAAGGCCGAUCGCCUCCUGUCUAAGAUGGACACAUUGGGCACCCAGAAUGAAACACUGUCCGAGAAAGUUGAUGCACAGCGCAACGAGAUCGUCGAGGUCCUCUCGAUCAACAAAUCCAUCUUCUCCACGAUCCAAUCGGUUGCAGCUAUUUUGACCUUUCGGAACGGGACGAAUAUUACCAUUCCUCAAAAGACCGGGAGUCCACAGACUCUCUUUACAGUCCCAAAUCUCAGCUCCAUACAGUAUACGUCCGAGGAGCAUGCAGACGGAACAGAACCUGAUACGAUGGUGCAAGGAAGUCCGUCGCCAUUCAUUGGGCGUGUCGUGGAUGCACUGCAUUUCCGUGAAGAGGAUGACCGACAAGAAGCUAUUGCUGAAGCACACGAAAAGACGUUUGAAUGGAUUUUUGCUGGACAUGCGCGCGAUAACAAUUCCAGCGACUUCAGCCGGUGGCUCCAAUCCGGUCAUGGAUGCUAUUGGAUCAAUGGAAAGGCUGGAUCUGGCAAGUCAACACUCAUGAAGUAUAUAUACCAACAAAAACGAACCUAUGAUCUGCUCGAGCAGUGGGCCAAGGGAGACGAGUUGAUCACUGCCUCAUUCUUCUUUUGGCAUGCGGGCUCUGCUCUUCAAAGGUCGUAUGAAGGGAUGCUUCGGUCUCUGCUGGCUCAGAUUGUCGGUCGGCAACCAUGGCUAGUGCCAGCAUUGUUCCCUGGUCUUUCCCGGCAACUUUUACUGCAACAUACGGACUUCCCCCUUUCCGUUCAUCUCACCAUGCAGGAACUACGCGCGGCUUUUGCGAGGCUCACCAAAUGUCUGUCUCCCACAGUCAGGCUGUUCAUCCUGGUCGACGGGGUGGACGAGUAUUCAGGAGACCACUUCGAUCUUUCCAAGUUAUUCCUCAACAUCUCCAGCCCCGAGAACGUCAAGGUCCUUGUGUCAAGCAGACCUAUAUCUUCCUGCUACCAAGUCUUCUCUCGCUGUCCUGGUCUACGGGUCCAAGAUUUGACAGAAAGAGACAUUCUCAAGUACAUCCAGGACGAGCUCCUUUCCGACGAGCUGAUGCAAGAGAUGGAAGCUCGCGAACCGGGAUUCAGCGCACUUAAGGCAUCGGGCGUGUUCCUCUGGAUCAUCAUCGUGGUCAAAGACAUCCUCGUAGGGCUUGGAAACUACGACCGCAAGGACGAGAUUCUGAAAACGAUCGAGAAACUACCCAACGAUCUGGAGAAGCUCUAUGAUCACAUAUUCAACUCGCUCGAUGCAGAAUAUAAGAAAGACGCGUCGCUGAUAAUCCAGCUGGUGAUGCGAAGCCUCAAGGUGCAGAAAUCUCGUCUUACCCUUCUGCAGUUGUCAUACGCCGAGGUCGGUGAAGACGGUCUCGUCGCCUCUAUUCCCGACUUGACCCCCAAUAUGUAUACCCUGUUGAUAAAGGCUAUGGAGGGCAGGCUACGGAGUCGCUGCCGCGGCCUGGUGGAGAGUAACCACAACCACAAGAGUUCCGGCGGUCCACGCGCCGUGCACUGGGUUAGCUUCCUCCACAAGACCGUUCAGGAGUAUUUGAGCAACACUGCCGUCUGGGAGAGGGUGGUCGGGCUCAACCCGCAGCCCGAUUCAACGCUGGACCACCGAUUGUUGUCAGCGUGUGUCUACGAGCUCCGACAAAAUUUCCCCGUGGUUAAUGUCGUGGACCAACAAUACAAGGCUGGUCUCGUGUACACUUGGUCUAUGACUAAGUAUUUUGGGUCUUUUGGGUCCUGUUUCGAUUAUGCUGCUGCCCGUGCGAGAACAGGCGACCAGCACUAUAUCGAAUAUGCCAAUAAAGCCCUUUUGAUGAUGAUGAACUUCUCGCAACCGGAAGGUCCGGCAUGGACGAUGUAUGCCGAUCUGUGGACCAUCCGUGCGUCAAGUGCGACACAUCUCGAUCAUUGGCUGUCGACCGACGAUCGCUUUGCAUUGUUCGUGAAGUGGACAUACAGUCAAUUCCCAUCGCUUAUCCAGCUCCCAACCGGCAUCUUCAAAUGCGCAUACGCACCUGUUCGGACGGCGUUGAUGAUGUACAUCAUAUGUCGAGGUUUGACGGAGCUCUUCCGUAGAGCCAUUCCAGACUGUGAUCAUGCUAAUGAUAGGUGUAUCAUCUUGCUCUACGCGCUGAUCUUGCUCAUUCGUGGGCGGGAGCUACAAGACUCCGUAGCUCAGUGUAUUGAAAUUCUCCUUGACCAUGGGACUUGCCCUAACCAUUCCAUCCAGCACGCCUGCAUAUUUGGUUGGAAGUGGACCACUUCUAGCGACUUGGGGCCAGGACUUUCACCUUGGGAAUGUUGGCUGACCUGGAUUUCCCACCAGUCCGAAUUUUCCAUGACUGCGCUGGAGGUGACGUGCAAAUUGAUAGGGGCGGGUGCUAGGUUGCACGCCACGACCGAACGUGAAGCCAAGAUACUGGGAGCGUUUGCUUUGUGGGCAACAGAACAACAUGGCACAAUGCACAGUAGCCACGAAAAGUACAAGAUGUUCGAUGAGAUUAUACAGAAACUGAAGGGCAAUGGAACCACCGUCGAAGCUGGCGAGGUUGUUGUAGGGGCCAGAGGUCAGCGUCUCAACGCCAAUCCCAGCGACAAAGGAAUUGUCAAAAAUCGCUUGAAGCUGUUUCGACGCGGUCGCAAUAAACAGAACUCCUGUCGAGCCUUGGAGGCCAAGCAAGUGCAGUUUCGGAUCGAAAGCAGUUGA